This is a messenger RNA of Alnus glutinosa, 5593 nucleotides long. Its product is annotated as E3 ubiquitin-protein ligase KEG. Gene Ontology annotation, molecular function: ubiquitin-protein transferase activity; ATP binding; protein binding. Gene Ontology annotation, cellular component: trans-Golgi network; early endosome. The record is from RefSeq and is a predicted model, not a curated record. Gene Ontology annotation, biological process: defense response; negative regulation of abscisic acid-activated signaling pathway; protein phosphorylation. The coding region runs from base 274 to 5184 and encodes 1636 amino acids. Lineage: Eukaryota; Viridiplantae; Streptophyta; Magnoliopsida; Fagales; Betulaceae. The transcript has 16 exons.
AAGAAAAAAAAAAUCCAUCACAAGUCACAAGCUACUCCUACACACACUCUCUCUCUAAAACCCUUCCUCUCUCUCUCUCUCUCUCUCUAGAUUUCUUUCUUUAUCAGCUCAACUGAUCCAAUUCUCUCUGAUUCCUCUCCUGAAUUCAUCUAUGGAUCUGCCAUUUCCUUCUCCAACAAGAUCUUCUGAAGCGCAAAUUUAGCCAAACCGCCUGCUGGGUGUCCCUCUGAUCGGUUCAAACUUUCCGGGAAAACGCGAGAAAGCGAGAGAAAAAUGAAGGUGCCGUGCUGUUCGGUGUGCCAAACGCGGUACAACGAGGAGGAGAGGGUCCCACUCCUGCUCCAAUGCGGGCACGGCUUCUGCAAGGAGUGCCUCUCGCGGAUGUUCUCGGCGAGCCCGGACUCCACGCUUCCGUGCCCUCGGUGCCGCCACGUGUCAGUCGUGGGGAACUCCGUCCAGGCGCUGCGGAAAAACUACGCUAUCUUGGCGCUCCUCAGCUCGCCGGCUUCGAACCCAUCGGCGGGGGCAAGUUUCGACUGUGAUUAUACGGACGACGAUGACGAUGGUGGUGGUGGUAGUGUUGAUGAUAGUGAUGAUGAUGUGGACGGUGAUGGGAGCCGCCGCUGUAGCCGCGGCUCCCUCGCAUCAAGUUCCACGGCGACGGGCGGGUGCGGGCCGGUGAUCGAGGUCGGGGCGCACCAGGACCUGAAAUUGGUAAGGCGGAUAGGGGAAAGUAGGCGGGCCGGAGUGGAAACGUGGGCUGCAUUGAUUGGUGGCAGGCGGUGCCGGCACCGUGUGGCCGUGAAGAAGGUGGGCGUGCCGGAGGACGUGGAUGUGGAUUGGGUGCUGGGGCAGCUCGAGAGUUUGAGGCGCGCCUCGAUGUGGUGUCGAAAUGUGUGUACGUUUCAUGGGGCAAUGAGGAUGGAAGGGAGUUUGUGUCUUGUGAUGGACAGGUGUUGCGAGUCGGUUCAGUCUGAGAUGCAGCGCAACGAGGGGAGGCUUACUUUGGAGCAAAUCCUAAGAUAUGGGGCUGACAUUGCACGAGGGGUGGCUGAACUCCACGCGGCAGGCGUUGUUUGUAUGAAUCUAAAACCGUCUAAUCUUCUUUUUGAUGCAAGUGGUCGUGCAGUGGUUUCUGACUAUGGACUUGCUGGAAUUCUGAAGAAACCUUCCUGCCGGAAAGCUCGACCAGAGUGUGAUUCCUCAAAAAUUCAUUCAUGUAUGGAUUGUACAAUGCUCAGCCCACAUUAUGCAGCUCCAGAGGCAUGGGAGCCAGUAAAGAAGUCAUUGAAUCUGUUCUGGGAUGAUGGAAUAGGUAUAUCUGCAGAGUCAGAUGCCUGGAGUUUUGGUUGUACGUUGGUCGAAAUGUGCACUGGUUCGAUCCCGUGGUCUGGGUUAAGUGCAGAGGAAAUCUAUCGAGCUGUUGUCAAAGCUCGAAAACUGCCUCCACAGUAUGCAAGUGUAGUAGGUGUUGGGAUACCUGGGGAAUUAUGGAAAAUGAUUGGUGAGUGCCUGCAGUUCAAGGCAUCAAAAAGACCAACUUUUAGUGCAAUGUUAGCAACAUUCCUCCGUCAUUUGAAGGAGAUACCACGCAGUCCUCCUGCCAGCCCUGAUAAUGACUCUGCUAAAUGCUCUGGAUCAAAUUUGACGGAACCAUCUGUUGUAACUGAACCGGAAGGUUUUCCAGAUAACUCAAACCAUUUGCAUCGGCUUGUGUCUGAAGGGGAUGUGGGUGGUGUUAGAGAUUUGCUUGGGAAGGCUGCAUCAGGAAAAAUUAACAGCUCAAUAUCUUUACUAUUACAAGCUCAAAAUGCUGAUGGCCAAACUGCUCUCCACUUGGCUUGUAGACGUGGUAGUGCAGAACUUGUUGAGGCUAUUUUAGAGUACAGAGAGGCAAAUGUGGAUGUUCUGGAUAAAGAUGGGGAUCCUCCACUUGUCUUUGCAUUAGCAGCUGGAUCACCAGAAUGUGUCUGUGCUCUGAUUAAAAGAGGUGCUAAUGUGAAAUCAAGGUUGAGGGAAGGCCUUGGUCCGUCUGUUGCUCAUGUUUGUGCCUACCAUGGCCAACCCGACUGCAUGCGUGAGUUACUAUUGGCUGGAGCUGAUCCUAAUGCAGUGGAUGAUGAAGGGGAAUCUGUGCUGCACAGAGCUGUUGCCAAGAAAUAUACGGACUGUGCUCUGGUCAUAUUGGAAAAUGGAGGCUGUAGAUCAAUGGCUGUUUUGAAUUCAAAGAAUUUGACACCAUUGCAUUUGUGUGUGGCAACAUGGAAUGUGACUGUUGUCAGAAGGUGGGCCGAAGUUGCAACUGUGGAAGAGAUUGCUGAUGCAAUUGAUAUACCGAGUCCAGUUGGCACUGCACUGUGUAUGGCGGCUGCUGUAAAGAAAGAUCAUGAAAUUGAGGGGAGAGAACUGGUGCAGAUAUUGCUUGCUGCUGGGGCAGAACCUACUGCCCAAGAUGCUCCACAUGGGCGGACAGCUUUGCAUGCAGCUGCAAUGGCUAAUGAUGUUGAGCUGGUCAAGAUUAUUCUUGAUGCUGGAGUUGAUGUGAACAUCCGGAAUGUGCACAACACAAUUCCUCUUCAUGUGGCAUUGGCCAGAGGGGCAAAGUCAUGUGUUGGAUUGCUUCUAUCUGCAGGGGCAAACUGUAAUUUGCAGGAUGAUGAAGGUGACAAUGCUUUCCAUAUAGCAGCAGAUGCAGCAAAAAUGAUCCGUGAAAAUCUUGAAUGGCUCAUUGUCAUGCUUAGAAAUCUGGAUGCUGCUGUUGAGGUCAGAAACCACAGUGGCAAGACUUUAAGGGACUUUUUGGAGACCCUUCCCCGGGAAUGGAUUUCUGAAGAUCUGAUGGAGGCACUUGUGAAUAGGGGAGUUCAUCUGUCUCCUACAAUAUUUGAAGUAGGAGACUGGGUUAAAUUUAAAAGAAGUAUCACAGCUCCUAAAUAUGGGUGGCAAGAUGCAAGACACAAAAGUGUGGGAUUUGUGCAAAGUGUCCCCGACAAGGACAAUCUCAUUGUGUCUUUUUGUUCUGGAGAAGCUCGUGUUUUGGCAAAUGAAGUUAUAAAAGUAAUGCCAUUAGACAGGGGACAGCAUGUCCAGCUAAAACCUGACGUCAAAGAGCCCAGGUUUGGUUGGCGUGGGCAGUCACGUGACAGUAUUGGAACUGUACUAUGUGUUGAUGAUGAUGGGAUCCUGCGUGUUGGGUUUCCUGGAGCAUCCAGAGGAUGGAAGGCUGAUCCUGCAGAAAUGGAAAGAGUUGAGGAAUUCAAAGUCGGGGACUGGGUUCGUAUUCGCCCCACUCUUACAACAGCAAAGCACGGUCUAGGAUCUGUAACACCUGGGAGCAUUGGUAUAGUGUAUUGUGUCAGACCAGAUAGUAGUUUGUUGCUGGAAUUGAGCUAUCUUCCAAAUCCAUGGCAUUGUGAACCAGAGGAGGUUGAGCCUGUUCCCCCCUUCAGGAUUGGUGAUCGGGUAUGUGUCAAGCGAUCUGUUGCAGAACCUAGAUAUGCUUGGGGUGGUGAGACGCACCAUAGUGUUGGAAGAAUAAGCGAGAUAGAGAGUGAUGGUCUCUUAAUAAUUGAAAUACCAAAUCGACCAAUACCAUGGCAGGCUGAUCCUUCUGACAUGGAAAAGGUGGAAGACUUUAAGGUUGGGGAUUGGGUUAGAGUGAAAGCUUCUGUAUCCUCUCCAAAAUACGGGUGGGAGGACAUUACAAGGAACAGCAUUGGGAUAAUCCAUAGCUUGGAGGAGGAUGGUGAUAUGGGUGUCGCCUUCUGCUUCAGGAGCAAGCCUUUUUGUUGCUCUGUGACAGAUGUGGAGAAGGCCUCCCCUUUUGAAGUAGGGCAAGAGAUUCAUAUGAUACCAUCUGUUACUCAGCCGCGACUUGGGUGGUCAAAUGAAACUCCCGCUAGCGUUGGAAAAAUUGUGAGAAUUGACAUGGAUGGCGCUUUGAAUGUGAGAGUGGCUGGCCGACAGAGCUUGUGGAAAGUAUCUCCUGGAGAUGCAGAGCGACUUUCCGGAUUUGAAGUUGGUGAUUGGGUACGUUCAAGACCAAGCCUGGGAACUAGACCAAGUUAUGACUGGAAUAGUAUUGGAAAAGAAAGUUUAGCUGUUGUGCAUAGUGUACAAGAGACGGGCUAUCUAGAGUUAGCUUGCUGUUUCCGUAAAGGGAGGUGGAUUACUCAUUACACAGAUGUUGAAAAGGUCUCUUGCUUUAAAGUUGGGCAGUAUGUUCGGUUCCGCUCUGGACUGGUUGAGCCAAGGUGGGGCUGGAGAGGAGCUCAGCCUGAUUCACGAGGCAUUUUAACUAGUGUCCAUGCUGAUGGGGAAGUGAGGGUCGCUUUUUUUGGUUUGUCAGGGUUGUGGAGAGGAGAUCCUGCGGAUCUUGAGAUAGAGCAAAUGUUUGAAGUGGGAGAGUGGGUGAGAUUGAGAGAUAAUGCAAGUAAUUGGAAAUCCAUUGGGCCAGGUAGUGUUGGUGUGGUACAAGGGAUCGGAUAUGAAGGAGAUGAAUGGGAUGGAACCAUUUAUGUUGGAUAUUGUGGGGAGCAAGAAAGGUGGGUGGGGCUUCCUUCCCAACUUGAAAGAGUGUACAGACUCGUGGUUGGCCAGAAAGUCAGGGUUAAACUAUCUGUAAAGCAACCGAGAUUUGGGUGGUCAGGCCACAGCCACGGAAGUGUUGGAACCAUAUCUGCAAUUGAUGCAGAUGGAAAGCUGAGAAUAUAUACUCCAGCUGGAUCAAAAACUUGGAUGCUGGAUCCAUCAGAAGUAGAGCUAGUAGGAGAGGAGGAGCUUCGCAUCGGAGACUGGGUUAGGGUCAGGGCAUCAAUUUCUACCCCAACCCACCAAUGGGGUGACGUGAGUCAUUCAAGCAUGGGGGUGGUGCACCGGAUGGAAGAUGGAGAACUUUGGGUAGCAUUUUGCUUCACGGAGAGGCUCUGGCUUUGCAAGGCUUGGGAGAUGGAACGGAUUAGGCCAUUCAAAGUGGGGGACAAGGUGAGGAUUAGAGAUGGGCUGGUGUCACCACGCUGGGGGUGGGGAAUGGAGACGCAUGCGAGUAAGGGACAAGUGGUGGGGGUAGACGCAAACGGGAAGUUAAGGAUUAAGUUUCGAUGGAGAGAAGGGAGGCCAUGGAUUGGAGAUCCGGCAGAUAUAGUUCUUGAUGAGAGCUCAUUUGGCACAAUGGGCACUUCAUGACACCCUUCCAACCUUUAUUCCUUCCUGUUGUCUCAGCCUUAGGGGGUUUUUGGCCUUUCAGCUCAUUUAGAAAGGUGGAGGCCAUUGCUAUGCACCUUGCAACUCGACUCGACGUAUCUUGAACCAUACCUUGGUUGCAAAGGGCCCUGUGACAACGAGAUUUACAUGUUAAUAAACAGGAGAGUACAAGGGAUGGCCAGGACAAAGAAUGGGGAGAAAUUGGGUUGCCUUUCUGUUAAUUAUAGGAGAUACCAGGGCAGCCAAGAGUAAAGGUGCAGCAGGCCAUUUGUAUUUCAUAGAUGAUGUUUGUAGUUGACAAGCUUUUGAGGUAUAUAUUUGGUUAUUUAUAUUGUUGUACAAAUCGAACCCUUUGAUCUUGUGAGUUAAUUACAUUUUUGUCUUUCAGCAA